Geodia barretti is the source of this 2441-nucleotide messenger RNA. Lineage: Eukaryota; Metazoa; Porifera; Demospongiae; Tetractinellida; Geodiidae. The record is from the annotation of a GenBank genome assembly.
CUACAUUUCCCACUCUAACUCUGGAGCUCAAGUAUUCCCGAGACGGCACAGCUCUCCAUAAUACUACAGCAGGAGCCAGAGUUUACCUCUGAAGGAGAGGGAGAGAAUGACACUAGCAGCAACUGGAGUGUUGCUGUGUCUGCUGAUUACUGCGGCAGUUGGCCAGGAGAAUGAAGUAGAGUGUCUCACUCAGUGUGGGGACAGCGCUAGGAUUCUGGCAGUGGUACCAAACAUUCAAAGCUGCUGUCGAGGCAUUGGAGGAGGAGCGUUUAAUUUCCCUGGAUCUGGCUCCGCUCUGACGUGUGACUCAUGUCAAAGUUAUCAAAACAUAGCUGGAGAAAUUGGGUUCCAGUUUGACCGUGAGACUUUCACCUUUAACGACGACCUCCAGGCAGACUGUGUGGUGGCAACGCAGGCAGGAGUGGGCAAUCCACGGGCAGACAUCACAUGGCUGGGCCCCGAUGGCAGUGUGUACAACAGCUCCCAGGGAGUUCCAUUUGAAACAGUCACCAGACAGGGUGUGGUGCAGCAGGAGGCUCGCCUCCCUCUCUCGUUCAGGCCGUUUGGACCAGGAGAUGCAGCAGAAUACUCCUGUCUUGCUACAAUCACCUCUGAUGACUUUCCGGGAUCAGAGACACAAGUCUUCAGGACAGUAGAGAUACCCAGCAGAGUUGAUACAUCCACGAUCCCAGUCCCAGUGUACCCAAGUCCGGAGGACAAUGUUCCUGUGGCAGGCCAAGAGUACACCAUUGGCUGCAGCGUACAGUCUCCUGGGGUUCCCCUAACAAACGAUGACAUUAGCUGGAGUGGUCCCAGUGGCCUAGUCCAAGGCCCCCCAGGCCGUGUGUUUGUUGGUGACGUCUUUCAAGACUCAGCAACUGGAAGGUGGGUCAGGAGGCUCACCUUUAGCCCCUUGUCCACUGAGGACAGCGGUCCCUACACCUGUAUAUCCCCUCAAGGAACCCGUGUCCAGACGCUCACAGUCAAUGUCCCAAUGCCAAACACCACCAUAUCAUCUGUACCCCCAACCGCUGUGGAGGAACAACCAUUGCAAAUUGAUUGCACCUCAGCUGUCCCUCCAAACCUCCAGGGAGUGGUCACUGUCACCCUCCUGGAUGAUGAGGGCACUGUUCUUGCUGAUAGCACUGGGGUCAACAAUGCAGAGGCAGUGUUCAACAUCCCCCGAGCAUCUGCCUCGGACAGCGGCAACUACACCUGUCGGGUCACAGUUCGAUCUUCGUUCCUCAGGACCAACGAAGGUGUCGACCGUCCUUUAGAAGACACUGCCACUCUCCCAGUCCCUUUCACCACAACCCCAUCCACUCCUGUCAAUGAAUGUAUUGAGGGACAAGCUAACUGUGAUGUCAAUGCAAUUUGUAUUGAUCUGCCGGAAGGCUUCUUGUGCAACUGUAGUCGAGGGUUCUUUGGCUCUGGAUUUGCAGGAGACUGUACCGAUAUUGAUGAGUGUGCAGGCGAAUCUGUUGUCGCGUGCUCACCGAACGAGAUCUGCAGAAACAUCAUUGGGAGCUUUGUGUGUGAACCCGAGCCUCCCUCGCCAGCCGUCCCAGACUCACCAGUAACACCCUCAGACACGCCCUCCGAACCCUCACCCUCCCUGCCUUCGUCUCCGAUCACCCCAGCUUCCCCAGACACACCGUCUGAUUUACCGUCAGUAGCACCCCAGCCGUCUGAACCCACUAUUGAACCAUCUGAGGAACCAGUUCCUCCUGUUCCGGGUCUGCCAGAUCCUGAAGACGAUGACUGCAAUCUUCAAUGUCAGCACCUCAAUGCUGAGUGUCGGAGGAACGGUGCCGAAGAGUGUGUGUGCAGGAAUGGCUACGUUGGUGAUGGAGUGGAUUGCUGUAUUCUUAGCUCCCUUCUAGAUAUCCUCAAGAGGCAACAGGAGAUGAUAGAUGAGGGUACAGAAGACGACGAAGAAGAUGUGAGUUCAAAGAAGGGAACAAAGAAGGGAACAAAGAAGGGAACAAAGAAGGGAACAAAGAAGUCCAAGAGAGGGAGUAAAAGGAGGGGCCGGAGGAGCCACAAGAGCCGCUCCAAGAAGAGGAAGAGUUGCAAAGAAGACACGACGAGGACAAGCCGUAGAUGCAGUGAUAAUCUUGAUUUGCCAAUGGAUCCCAUGCAAAUAAAUCCUGCUGUUGUCCUCCUUACUAUAAUGCUUGAAGAUGUCCCCGAGGGAUGCUAUCCACUCUUGAGGUCAGAGGGUAUCACGGUUCCAUAACGUCAGUGACUGCCGAUCAUGAACUAUAGCUGUACAUUAAAAUAGAACUGAAUCAUGAGACUCUGUGUCAUAAAUCAUCAUGUAUACUAGUGUAUUAUUGUGAUAAUCACCGUGGUGUCAUGGGCUAAAAUGCAACUACCAGUCAAUGUAAGGCAAAGGGUGUAUGCCUGUGCCAACUGUAUUAUUGAAUCACUUUCCCUGA